AUGCCAGUCGAGGAGACCAUCAAGUUCAUUUUCUCAUCCCUUCCCCGUUUUAUCUAUCAACCGCGUGCGGUGAAGACGAUCUUACUGUCACCUGCAGCACUUUGCGUACUUGCUCUAGGGCUUCGUUGGCUAUAUUCCAAGGCCUCCACUACUCAUAUCACAGGCGAUCCUGGUAAAGUACGACGGCGCCUCAAAGACCGUGACAUCGACACAGAGUACGAUAUUGUCAUCGUUGGCGGAGGAACCGCCGGAUGUGUUCUCGCGUCGCGUCUCUCCGAAGAUCCGAGUAUCCGAGUGCUGCUCCUCGAAGCGGGAACAAGCUCUCGUACUACGUUGUGUUCCCAGAUUCCUGCGUUGUUCCCUCGAUCUUUUCACACGGCACUCGACUACAAUCUCUACACUGUACCACAAACACAUGCAGCAUCGAAACGCAAGUAUUGGCCUAGAGGAAAGAUGCUGGGCGGCUGUAAUCCUUCAGCUGGUGCUCUUCGUUACAGGUUCCACCACGGAGCGCCGUCCGACUACGAUGAAUGGGCUCAGCUCCAAAAGGGCCAAGAAGGUGCAGAAGAGUGGUCAUACCAACAGCUUCAUCGAUAUUUCAUGAAAUUUGAGACUUACAAUCCUAGCAAAGAACACGACCUAGUUGAUGUCCGUCUGCGUGGAUCAUCGGGCCCGGUUCAUGUGGGACACUUUGGGCACGUCUCCGAGCUCACACAUAAAUUCAUUAGAGCCUGCCAUAACGCAGGUGUCUGCUAUAAUCCCGAUAUUAAUACUUCCAAAGGAACAUUGGGAUCAACUGAGACCCCGACAUACAUAGACGCACGAAGGCGCCGGGUGACAACAGAGACCGCCUACUUAACACCGGCAGUCCUCGCAAGGAAAAACCUCACAGUGGCAACGAAGGCCAAGGUUCUUCGUAUAUUGUUCGAGCACAAGGGCAAUGCUGGAAAUACGGUCCCUCAUGCAGUUGCCGUGCAAUAUGCGAAUGAACGAGGUAAGGUCUUCGAAGUGAAAGCGCGGAGGGAAGUAGUCUUGGCUGCUGGCGCAGUACACACACCUCAGAUACUGAUGCUCUCAGGCGUCGGUCCAGCCAAUCACCUCGUUUCGCACGGUAUACCCGUCGUAGCUGACCUCCCCGGCGUCGGCUCCCAUCUCAUGGACCACGGCAUAGUGAGCUUCUAUUUCAUGGACAGGAGCAAGGCAGAUAUAUCCGCCCUGACGGUAUCUGACAUCCGCGGCAUCCCACGGCCGUCGCUCGCAUUCAAGCUCGCGCGCGCGGCACUUCAAUAUUACAUGUCUGGUACGGGCCCGUUUGCCGGUAACAUUGCUGAGGCCAUGUCAUUUGCACGUUCUGACGAUCCCAAGCUUUUCCCUCAUGACGUAUUUCGGAAUGCUGGUAGGGCGCAACUAGAAGACACGACUUCCGGAGCGAAUGCGCCGGAUAUUGAAGUGCUCUUCACUCCGCUGGCGUAUAUGGAGCAUGGGGACGUUCCGUUCCCGAUUAAGGGACAUCAUUUCGGGUUGAAUGCCAUUCUGUUAAGACCGACAAGUAUGGGGACUCUGCGGUUACAUUCGGCAGAUGCAUAUGACGCGCCUGUCAUUGAUCCAAAGUACCUUUCGACCUGCCACGACGUGGACGUCUUCGUGCGAGCCGCACGCCUUGUCUCGCGCAUUGCGCAGAGAGAGCCCCUUGCAUCACUGGUCGAUCCCGCGGGAGACGACAUCCCGCUGCUGAACCACAAAAUGGACAGGCAGAGUGACGCUGAGAUUGAGGCACUCGUGCGUGACCGUGUGCAAACACUCUACCACCCUACUUCGACCGCGCGUAUGGCGCCUCGCGCAGACGGCGGUGUUGUGGAUCCGUUCUUACGCGUGCACGGUGUCCCGAACUUGCGGGUGGUCGACGCGUCAAUGUUCCCCACGAUCCCGUCAGGACAUACGUCCGCACCUGUUAUUGCUGUUGCAGAGAAGGCAGCGGACAUGAUCAAGGAGACUUUGAUAGGCCAUCACCUGUCCUCCGGAGGCCGUUGA
Molecule: messenger RNA, 2031 nt
Organism: Postia placenta MAD-698-R-SB12
Lineage: Eukaryota; Fungi; Basidiomycota; Agaricomycetes; Polyporales; Adustoporiaceae
Exons: 14
Coding region: 1-2031 (676 amino acids)
Molecular function (GO): flavin adenine dinucleotide binding; oxidoreductase activity, acting on CH-OH group of donors
Source: RefSeq, a predicted model, not a curated record